Molecule: messenger RNA, 1989 nt
Organism: Aureobasidium subglaciale EXF-2481
Lineage: Eukaryota; Fungi; Ascomycota; Dothideomycetes; Dothideales; Saccotheciaceae
Exons: 2
Coding region: 1-1989 (662 amino acids)
Cellular component (GO): nucleus
Molecular function (GO): RNA helicase activity; RNA binding; ATP binding
Source: RefSeq, a predicted model, not a curated record
AUGGCCGAUCAGCUCAACAUGAACAAUCUCUCCCUGGGCGAGUCUCAGCACGCUCCCAGACAAAACGGCAACGGUGGUUUCGUCCGCUCCGCAUACAUCCCUCCCCAUGCCAGAGGCAGCACUAGAGGUCCUGCUCCUGGUCCUGGACCCAUGGACGGCGCGCCUCCCAUGAAUGGCCACUUCGACGGUCCUAGACCCGGCGGCUUCGCUUCCGGUCCUGCUCCUGGUGCUGGCCGUGGCGGCGGUGGCUGGGGCGGCGCUCCUACCUUCACCCCCAGAGGCGGCAAUGGCUUCGACAGAAACGCCUAUGGCAACCCCGGUCAGGGCGGUGGUCAACAAGCCCGUGGCUCCGGUGACGGUCAGUGGAGAGACGGCAAGCACAUUCCCGGCCCUCCCAACCCUCGCGUCGAGCGUGAGCUGUUCGGUGUCCCCAACGACCCCAACGUGCAGCACAGCGGUAUCAACUUCGAGAAGUACGACGACAUCCCGGUCGAGGCUAGCGGUGAAGGUGUCCCCGAGCCCGUCACCACCUUCGCCAACCCUCCUCUUGACGACCACUUGAUCAGCAACAUCGAGCUCUCUGGCUACAAGGUCCCCACUCCCGUCCAGAAGUACUCCAUUCCCAUCGUCAUGGGCGGUCGCGACUUGAUGGCUUGUGCCCAGACCGGUUCCGGAAAGACUGGUGGAUUCUUGUUCCCUAUCCUCGCUCAGGCCUUCGUCAACGGUCCCUCUGCCGCCCCCGUCCAGACCGGCAUGGCUCGCCAGCGCAAGGCUUACCCUACUUCUCUCAUUCUUGCCCCUACUCGUGAGCUUGUUUCUCAGAUUUACGAAGAAUCCCGCAAGUUCUCGUACCGCUCAUGGGUCCGCCCUUGUGUUGUCUACGGUGGUGCCGACAUCGGUCAGCAGCUCCGCCAGAUCGAGCGCGGUUGCGAUCUUCUCGUCGCUACUCCUGGUCGUCUCGUCGAUCUCAUAGAACGUGGUCGCAUCUCGCUCCAGAACAUCAAGUACCUCGUUCUCGAUGAGGCCGAUCGCAUGUUGGACAUGGGUUUCGAGCCCCAGAUCCGCCGCAUUGUCGAGGGCGAGGACAUGCCUUCCACCGCCGGCCGCCAGACUCUCAUGUUCUCGGCCACCUUCCCUCGCGACAUCCAGUUGCUGGCCCGUGACUUCCUCAAGGAGUAUAUUUUCCUCUCUGUCGGUCGUGUCGGUUCCACCUCUGAGAACAUCACCCAGAAGAUCGAGUACGUCGAGGACGUUGACAAGCGCUCUGUCCUGCUCGACAUCCUCCACACUCAUGGUGCUGGUCUUACCUUGAUCUUCGUCGAGACCAAGCGUAUGGCCGACUCGCUUUCGGACUUCCUGAUCAACCAGGGCUUCCCUGCCACCUCCAUUCACGGUGACCGCACUCAGCGUGAGCGUGAACGUGCCCUCGAGAUGUUCCGUUCGGCUCGUUGCCCCAUUCUCGUUGCCACCGCUGUUGCAGCCCGUGGUCUCGAUAUCCCCAACGUCAAGCACGUUGUCAACUACGAUCUCCCCACCGACAUUGAUGACUACGUUCACCGUAUCGGUCGUACUGGUCGUGCCGGAAACACUGGUGUCGCCACCGCUUUCUUCAACCGUGGCAACAGAGGUGUUGUCCGUGACCUUCUUGAGCUUCUCAAGGAGGCCAACCAGGAGGUUCCUGCUUUCCUCGAGACUGUCGCUCGUGAGGGUGGUGGCUUUGGUGGUGGCCGCGGCGGUGGUCGUGGAGGUGGCCGUGGCCGUGGUGCAACCGCUAGUCGCGAUGUCCGCAGCUUUGGUGGCGGCUCCCGUCCUGCCUACGCUGGCUCCCAAUGGGGCGGCAGCGGUGGUGGUGGCGGCUUCGGCGGCCAAUCCGGUGGCGCUGGCGGCUACAGCGGUGGCUCUGCUGGUGGCUACGGUGGCGGCAUGGGUGGUGGUGGCUACGGCAACCCCUCCGGCCCCUCCGGCCCUGGUGCCAACUCUUGGUGGUAG